Molecule: messenger RNA, 3092 nt
Organism: Xyrauchen texanus (razorback sucker)
Lineage: Eukaryota; Metazoa; Chordata; Actinopteri; Cypriniformes; Catostomidae
Product: cGMP-dependent protein kinase 2
Exons: 19
Coding region: 129-2444 (771 amino acids)
Biological process (GO): protein phosphorylation
Molecular function (GO): cGMP-dependent protein kinase activity; ATP binding
Source: RefSeq, a predicted model, not a curated record
CCGAUCGCUCAUAUGUGACACCAGCAGCAUUUCUCACAGAUACUGAAACAGAAAGCAGUGACAACUUCACAACACACUGACAGGUGUGGUCAACCAGUAAACAAAUUAAAAAGCCCAAAGGCCUCUCUAUGGUGCCCGCUCAAUCUGUGAUCAUGGGGAACGGUUCGAUCAAAGCCCCUCGGCUAGAGCAGACCUGCCUGGCCUCCAGUAUAAAAGAGGCUCCUUUAUGGGAGUCAGUGGAACCCCUGAAGAUCAGGAUUGCUCAUCUGGAGGAGGAAUUGGCACGGAGAGACCAGGAGCUGCGUGCUCAGGAGAAUCGCUUGCUAAGUCUUCAAAGAGAACUAGACGCAAAGGUGUCUCAGAUCGAUAAACUCCAGGAUGCCAUUGGUUAUAACAGCCUCAGCUGCUCACCACCAGCACCUCCGAGGCACAGUCGCAGACUUCUGAGUGUAAUCAACCAGGGCUCCACACGCUUCCACAAAGUGGCUGUGGAGGUACAUCGGCGCCUAAAGGCAAAGGAGGGGGUUUCAGCUGAACCCACUUCAGGUCACUUCUGCGUUGACCACAAGGUCCAUCACACCUCCACAGAGAGAGUACGAGUUCGCAAAGACUCUGGCACUAAGAAACUGAUCAAUGAAGCCAUCAUGAACAAUGACUUUCUGAAGAAGCUGGAGCCUCAGCACACUCGAGAGAUGGUGGACUGCAUGUACGAGAAGAUUUACGCUGCUGAGCAGCUGGUUAUUAAGGAGGGAGAGCCAGGGAACUAUCUUUACGUGCUUGCAGAGGGUUUAUUAGAGGUCAUACAGAAUGGCAAGCUGCUGGGUCAGAUGCGUCCUGGGACGGCCUUUGGAGAGUUGGCCAUACUCUAUAACUGUAAAAGGACUGCCACAGUUAAAGCUGUGACUCAGUCCCACAUCUGGGCUCUUGACCGGCAGACAUUUCAGACUAUCAUGAUGAGAUCCACUCGGGCCAGACAAGAGGAGUACUUCAGCUUCCUGCGCAGUGUGUCAUUGUUGAAAGACCUGCCAGAGGAAAAACUUUCCAAAAUUGUUGACUGUCUUGAAGUUGAUUAUUUUGACAAAGGGGAGUACAUUAUUCGUGAGGGGGAGGAAGGAAACACUUUCUUUAUCAUAGCUAAAGGCGAGGUUUCUGUAACACAAACUACAGAGGGCUUUUGUGAACCACAGGAGAUUAAGACUCUUGGAGUGGGCGAUUACUUUGGGGAAAAGGCUCUCAUAAGUGAGGAUGUCCGCUCAGCUAAUAUCAUUGCGAAGGAAAAUGAUACGCAGUGUUUGGUGGUGGAUAGAGAUAACUUCAACCAGAUGGUGGGAACCUAUGAGGAGCUGCAAGCUUAUCUGAGGGAAUAUGUGGAACAGCUCUCUCUGAGUGAUGAGAUGAGGAGCGGAGUGCCUCAGUCGCCCCUGUCUGAACGCUCUCCUGAGGCAGCAGAGCUCAGAAGGCUAAGGGAGAAGGCAGCUGGUUUGUCCAGUAGCUUGUUCCUGAAAGAACUUCAUGCAGUGGCAACACUAGGAAUGGGAGGCUUUGGCCGAGUGGAACUGGUCAAGCUUAAGGAUUCAGAAGAUUCCUCAUUUGCUUUAAAGUGCAUUAAGAAAAAGCACAUUGUGGACACCAGGCAGCAAGAGCACAUCUAUUCAGAAAAGAACAUCCUCCAACAGACAAAUUCGAACUUCAUUGUCAGGUUGUUCCGUACAUUCCGGGAUGAUAAAUAUGUUUACAUGUUACUGGAGGUUUGCCUGGGAGGAGAGUUAUGGAGUGUUCUAAGGGACAUGAGUUGCUUUGAUGAGUCCACUGCUCGUUUCUGUACUGGAUGCGUGCUGGAAGCCUUCGACUACCUGCAUGGAAAAGGCAUUGUGUAUCGAGACCUGAAGCCAGAGAAUCUUCUGCUGGAUGGGGAAGGCUACGUGAAAAUGACUGAUUUUGGCUUUGCCAAAAAGAUUGGACUAGGUAAGAAGACGUGGACGUUCUGUGGCACUCCUGAGUAUGUAGCUCCCGAGGUCAUCAUGAAUAAGGGUCAUGACUUUGGUGCUGACUGCUGGUCUUUGGGCAUCCUCAUCUUUGAACUCCUGAUUGGCAGCCCUCCAUUCACAGGCUCUGAUCCAAUCAGGAUCUACACCAUGGUUCUAUAUGGCAUAGAGAAGGUGGAUAUUCCCAAGAGGAUCAGCAAGCGUCCAGAGGAUCUCAUACGGAGGCUUUGCAAACUCAACCCAGCAGAACGGCUUGGGAAUAAGAAGAAUGGCAUUACUGACAUCAAAAAACACAAGUGGUUUCAAGGCUUCAACUGGGAGGGACUGAGACGAAGGAAGCUGUCAUCCCCGCUUAGGAGAGAGCUAAAAGGGCCUCUGGAUCACAGUCAUUUUGACAUGUUUCCCCCUGAGCUUGAGGAACCUCCGGAUGAAUUGUCUGGCUGGGAUAAAGACUUCUGAAAACCAGCAACUGCAGAGCAUCUCUUUGUUCUCAACAAAGUAUUUUCAGACCACUUUCUAGCCUGUUUGCCUGAACUACACAAACUAAAGGUGGCACUAGUUAAAGGCUCAAAGUCUGGUAAAGAAGAUUGUCUGCAACUCGAUUUUACCUCUGUGUAGAUUCUGAAGCAUGGUGCAACAAAGCCAGAGGUGUCUUUCCUUUCAUAAAUGCUCUUUAUUAUGUUCUAACAUACUAUAGACAUCUGUCAAAUUUAAAAACAGGAAGGAAUUGUGUUUAAAAUCCACCGGUUUAAUUGGUCAUUUUAAAGUUAAAUAGAGAAACACUUAGCAACUUUUUAGCUGACAAUGUGAAAGAAUCACUGAUGCCUUAAAUUUGACUGUGUGUUAAAAAGAAGUUUAAACUUCACCUGAGAUGAUUUGUAGGCCAGGAAUAUCAAUAUAUUUAUGUGUUUUGUAUAUGAUUCAUGUUUUAAUGUUCUAGUUGGUAUUUUUAGUCCAUAAGUGUGUGUGUGUGUGUGUGUGUGUGUGUGUGUGUGUGUGUGUGUGUGUGUGUGUGUGUGUGUGUACAGAUAUUCCUGAUGGGUGCUUGUUUCAGUCAUGAGUGGUUUGUCUUAGGUUACACUGAGUUGUUCAGAAUUCAUCAGCAAC